Messenger RNA from Poecilia latipinna (sailfin molly), 3358 nucleotides. It is a transcript of the gene prickle3, whose product is annotated as prickle homolog 3. NCBI's taxonomy places the organism in Eukaryota, Metazoa, Chordata, Actinopteri, Cyprinodontiformes, Poeciliidae. The record is from RefSeq and is a predicted model, not a curated record. The coding region runs from base 845 to 3124 and encodes 759 amino acids. Gene Ontology annotation, molecular function: zinc ion binding. The transcript has 10 exons.
UGAAACUACACUAAAAAUACUUCGUAUGAUUUCGUGUUUUUGCAGUGUAGCAUCAGACAAUUGGUUCAAAUUACUUCUUUUUUUGUUGACAGUGUUUAAAUUGUGCUGAUACGAUACUACAAGUAAAAAAAGCUUCAAAGUGAAUUGCAUGUUUUGCCUAAAAUGAAAGCGGACAUUAUCUCGGUGGUUUUUAAUCCUUAAUGAGUGGACGUCAGAGAUUUGUCGUGACUUUCCAGAGGCCGUUUAAUAUUUCUCCAGAGAUAUUUUGUCGUCAUUUUUGGCCAUCUUGAUCUCAUAACGCGACAGAUGCUGAACAGGACGGCGUUGCUCACAGGCUCAAAAUCUGCAACUCUUAUUUGUAUGAUUAAUAACGGCACCGAAGCUGCAGUCGUCCAUCUGUUGUGAAUCAGCUGCAGCAGUUUAGUCACAAAAGGAAAAACAGUGACUUUUCUCUUAUUAUUUUCUAAAACGACUGAACAUUUCAAGGCUUACUGUAAAUAUGUAGAAUCCUCAGCUGAUUAGUUGAGUUUUCCCAGUUUUGAAUUGGUCAGUAAAAUUGCUUCUGCUCAUAAAAAGUUGAGAUGUGUUUGGAUUUUGGGUGGCAUGGGUGGCUGUAUCUGGUGAGUCAGAGCCAUUUGUUUGCUCUCCCACUCGGGACGGAGGAGGGUGGGAGGGUUGGAGUGGACAUUGAAAAGAGACGCUCACUCAGAGAAGAUCCCAGUUGGACAGGAGCUGUCGUAGAGCGUCCUCCUCUCACAGACAGGAUGCAGAAACUGGACGGUAAACAGAGCUUUAAGAGUCAGCUGGUCAGCAGAAGUCUGGAUGGACGGCAUCAACACGCUGGAUGGGACUAACUGGUCAUGAUUCUCACACAAGGAAGAUCUGCGUGCACUGCAAGUGUGUGCGGGAGGAGCAUGCGGUGCGGUUGGUGCCAGGGCAGCUGGAAAAGAUGAUGACUAAGCUGGUGUCGGACUUCCAGAGGCACUCCAUCUCCGACGACGACUCGGGAUGCGCCUCCGAGGAGUACGCUUGGGUCCCACCUGGGCUCAAGCCCGAACAGGUGUACCAGUAUUUCAGCUGCUUGCCAGAAGACAGGGUGCCUUAUGUGAACAGUCCGGGGGAGAGAUACAGAAUCAAACAGCUGCUGCACCAGCUUCCGGCUCACGACAGCGAGCCUCAGUACUGCAACUCUUUGAAUGAUGAGGAGAAGAAAGAGCUUCGUACGUUCAGCCAGCAGAGAAAACGAGAUAACCUGGGCAGAGGCGUCGUCAGACCUUUCCCUGUUACCAUGACCGGAGCCAUCUGCCAGCAGUGUGGCAGACAGAUCAGCGGCGGAGACAUAGCUGUGUUUGCCAGCCGGGCGGGUCACGGCAGCUGCUGGCACCCCCAGUGUUUCCAGUGCUCGUCCUGCAGCGAGCUGCUGGUCGACCUCAUCUACUUCUUCCAGGACGGGCAGAUCUACUGCGGCCGGCACCACGCCGAGAGGCUGAAGCCCCGCUGCCAGGCCUGCGAUGAGAUUAUUCUAGCAGACGAGUGUACGGAGGCAGAAGGAAGGUACUGGCACAUGAAGCACUUCUGCUGCUUUGAGUGCGAGGCGGCGCUGGGCGGUCAGCGCUACAUCAUGAGGGAGAGCCGACCGUACUGCUGCUCCUGCUACGAAUCCCUGUACGCAGAAUACUGCGACACCUGCGGAGAGUCAAUAGGUAUCGAUCAAGGCCAGAUGACGUACGAGGGUCAGCACUGGCACGCGGUGGAGUCGUGUUUCUGCUGCGCGCGCUGCCAGCUCCCUCUGCUCGGCCGGCCCUUCCUCCCACGCGGGGGCCUCAUCUUCUGCUCCAGGUCCUGCUCCCUGGGCGACGACCCCAACAACUCGGACUCCUGCGACUCGGCGCUGCAGAGCAGGUCUCCCCAUCACGGCAGGCGGUGGGGGACGCCGGAGAGGGUGCCCUGCGGCUCCCCUCUGCAGCCACUAGAGGGCGUCAAACACUCUCCUGCACAGGACUGCAUUCACACUGCAGUGGAGAGUAGAGGGCUUCACUGCAGCGCUCCAGUUCAGAAUGGGGUUCCUCCACACACCGCCCAUCCUCCUCCAAGAGGCUCCUACUCGCCUCUGCCUCACAUUCACCUGGGAAACGGCUGGCCCAGCGACGUUCCACACUACAGUCUGCUGCCAGGGGACAACAGCGUCAAACCGCCAGCCACGGGUGUCCAGUUGCAGGAGGAGCUGAAUGGAAAUACUGGACUAACUGGUCGUAAUUCAAGAGGAACCUCCACCAACAAAGACUGCAGGAACUGGGUGGAAAAGACAAAUCAGGCAAUGCAAGACACGCCGCCGCCAUCAUCAGACAGCUCCCCCGUCCUCCCACCUCCUCUGCCCCUUAAGUCCCGGGACCUGAUGCCGCGGGACUCGUCCCCUCUGUCCCCGUCCCCUCUGUCCCCAUCCCAUCGGAAGGACCAGCCCCCCGAGUUGCCUCCUCCGCUGACGCGCAGCGGCCAGGCCAGAGUCAGCUUCAGGGAGCCGAUCAGCAGCAGCUACUCUGUAGAGGAAGACGACGACGAUGAGGAGGAGGAGGAAGAGAGGCUUCAUGUCAGCAUGGAGUCCAAGCAGACUGAGGAUGACGAUGGUGAGGUGGGGGGUUUUGGAAGCAGGCUGCACCUUCAGAGAGGCGUCCCACCACAGAUGGAUCUACUGGACGGCUCUUCGUAUCAUCGUCAUCACCUGAAGCGCGGUUGGGGCCGCUCCCGUACGUCCUCUGACCCCGUCCUCCCUCCGGGGUUGGAGCGGCGCCGGUCCGACAGACCCCGACUCGACACUCUGGACUUGAGGGCCGAGAGCCGGAGAGACGCACGCAGCUCCUGCAGCUCCCUGAGCCUCCAGCAGGGACCCCACAAACACGAGGACUGCUGCUCCACCUGCUCCUCCUCCUCCGAAUCCGAGGAGGAAGGCUUCUUUCUGGGGCAGCGGAUCCCUCUGCCUCCGCAGCUCCGGCAGCCCGACGACGGCCCGGCCAGGCGGCCCGAGGAGGUUCUGGAGGCGCAGAGAGACCGCGGCCUGAGAGGCAGCAUCCGGCGGAGACGAGCUCAGAGCGCCAAGGAGAAAGAUAAAAACUGCGCCGUAUCCUGAAGCAAAAGCUACUGAGCAUUCGUCCUCCAUCGCUGCAAAAACACAAAAUACUACCAAGUAUUUCUGGUCCAGUUUCUAACGCAGUCGUCUGAGUAAACUUCAAAUAAGACUAAACUAACUUACAGCAAAGUACAGGAGCUUGAUUUAAUCAGUAAUUCAGCGAUCCACUUUUUUCUCUUCUGAUAUCGAUACAGACAUGUGAAGUUUAGAAUCGAUUGAUACAGAAAAACAGGA